Molecule: messenger RNA, 3857 nt
Organism: Gadus morhua (Atlantic cod)
Lineage: Eukaryota; Metazoa; Chordata; Actinopteri; Gadiformes; Gadidae
Product: carbohydrate sulfotransferase 11
Exons: 6
Coding region: 1322-2362 (346 amino acids)
Biological process (GO): proteoglycan biosynthetic process; carbohydrate biosynthetic process
Cellular component (GO): membrane
Molecular function (GO): sulfotransferase activity
Source: RefSeq, a predicted model, not a curated record
UGCUACGCACCAUUACAAGCCUCUGCCGACUAAAACAUGAAGCAAUUCAAGAAGAGGCAUAGAUAGAAUCACCUUGUGGUCAACUGGCAUUAUAUAGACAUCUGACAGAUUAUGUCAAGGUUUUAAAAUGAAUUAUUACCUGGUCAUGUUAUAACACAGCUGGAAGUCAUGGAUUUUCUGAUAAAGACUAGUUAGCCUCUUUGACAGACGAAGUAGCAGAACCUAUGUUAGGUGCGCUCGUGCUGCAUUUUUGUUUUUUUCAAACAGGGGACACCCACCAACCAAUCAGAGAAGCACUUCCUACACCCGCAGGAAGUGGCUGGUAGAGAGCAGCGCACCAAUCAUGGAACACUCCUCCACCUAGCUGAAUCCUUGUUGCCUAGCGACUGUCCUGGCUGUCACUCAACCUCCUGAAGGCCGGAAAAGCCCCAAAAAAAGUUUUGCGGUGGUGUCAGUUUGCACACUCAUUCUACUGCUCCUUCUCAGGGAACUGUCGAAAUAUAACUGAAGAGUUAGAAAAGUCGAAAAUAAACGAAAGCCCUUAAAUCUACUCCCACACACAUGAUAUUAUGAUACUACUAUAAUCCUCUGUCUGUAUGUUAUGAUGACAUACAUAGGCUCCGUAGAGGUCUGGGUCGUCACAGACACGGCAUACUCGUUCACUCAGGCAGACACUACCACCGUUUUCACGACAACAGCGAGGCGUCACAGGAAUAGAAACGCGAAUCAGUUGUGGUUGCCCAGGUGAUGACGUGGGGAUUCUACUCCACCGGUGUUACUACGGAGAUGAUGAAGACCCGAAACUAUGACUAUGAUAACCAUGAUACAGGCAGUAUUGCUGACCUCAGACACAAAUAGAGGCUGACACCUGUCCGUGUGAGCGUGAAAUUUAUCUUGUGCGCUUUGUCACAAAGUAACGGGGAAGUGGGCGUGACGUCAUGGCACCCUGCCCCGGUCCUGCUCCGAGGGGGGGCGGUGCAGCAGGCUGUAGCUCUACACAAGUUUUCCAAGACCUCGAAAAAAGUAGCUGCUAGAUCGGGCCGGUCCUCCAAGAAGGGACAAAGUGAGCAGCGAACGAGAGCGAACCGACUUCUCGUUAGUUUGCAGCCGAACUCAUGGUCGUGAUGGUUUUUAAAUCACCCGCAGACCCGGAACACUUCAGCCCGGUUUAAGUAACGGUAAACCACGGAAUCCAGUUUGGUUUCUAAUUACUCCACCAGAUUGGAUUCGGUUUGUGGAGACACCGGCUCCUAGCUGUGAUUGACGGGGCGGUCUCGUGUCGAACCCGGGAUCGGGACGGACCGGGACCCGGUGACCCAGGAUGAGGAUGCCCCGCGGGGGACGCAUGGUCCUGGGCACAUGCCUCGGUUCGCUGGUCGCCCUUGUCCUCUACCUCCAGACCGUCACCAAGCCAGAUGUGGAGCCCAUCACCAGCACCACCUCCACCUCCAACCACCCCCCCCUCGGGAGGAGCGGGAGAAACCCCCUGCGGUCCCUCUACAACGGAGAUCAGGACUCUGACCAAUCGUAUGCCCAGUCGAGGCUACGGGGCCGCCGCGAGCUGCUGGAGGAGGCGUGUCUUAGCCAGACCAGGAAGAGGCGAGUCCUGUCCCCGGACGACCUCCGACACCUCAUCGUGGACGACAAGCAUGGCCUCAUCUACUGCUACGUGCCCAAGGUGGCGUGCACCAACUGGAAGCGUGUGCUGAUGGUGCUGACGGGCGACGGCCGCUACUCGGACCCGCUGGCCAUCCCGGCCCACGAGGCCCACGUGGCGGGCAACCUGCGCACGCUGUCCGAGUUCCCGGCCGCCGAGAUCAACCGCCGGCUGCGCUCCUACCUCAAGUUCGUGUUCGUGCGGGAGCCCUUCGAGCGGCUGGUGUCGGCCUACCGCAACAAGUUCACGCGCAGCUACAACGAGGCCUUCCACAAGCGCUACGGCACCAAGAUCAUCCGCCGGCACCGGCCCGGCGCGCGGCCCGGCGCGGUGGAGGCCGGCGCCGACGUCUCCUUCCGGGAGUUCAUCCAGUACCUGGUGGACCCCCGCACGCAGCGCGAGGAGCCCCUGAACGAGCACUGGGAGCGGGUGCACUCGCUGUGCCACCCCUGCCUCAUCCACUACGACGUGGUGGGCAAGUACGAGACGCUGGAGCCCGACUCCCAGGCCGUCCUGGGGCUGGCGGGCGUCCAGGGCAGCGUGCGGUUCCCCUCCUCGGGGAAGAGCGCCCGCACCGACCGGGACAUGGCGGCCCGCUUCUUCCAGGACGUCAGCCCCUUCCUGCAGAAGAAGCUGGUCAACAUGUACCGCAUGGACUUCCUGCUGUUCAACUACUCCAUGCCGCGGUACCUCCGCACGCCCUGAGGAACACCGGGGAGGAUCAGGGGAACCCGGCACUUUGUUCACGUCUCUCGGGCGUUCCUCCCGCCCGUACUCGCUGUAAAGGAGGUUAAAGACUGAGGCCCUCUGGUUGGGUUCCUUGGCGAGGGGAAUCCAUUUUGUGCCGACUUGACGGACUGACGGACAGAGGAAGGGACAGGCUUUGGUUCUGUUGCUUCGCCCGCUCGAAAAAGAAAUGGAAGAAGCGCUUUUUGAAUCCAGGCUCGCCAGUCUCCCGAAACAGGAAGGGAAGUGAAAUGAGGAGCGAGUCGGAACACAGAAGGGCCUCUAUCCGGGCCCCCGGGGGACGACAAGGAAAUAGUUCACUGUGUUUGCAGCUCAGCUCAAAACGCCAAUGGGUGGAAUUGCUGCGUUGGAAUAGAUUCAAAUGCCCUUUCUAGGACUGCCUGGGACAGUUCAGGUGUCUGAGUUUUUGAAGGUGGUAUUGUUUUAGUUUGAGGAUUUUAAGGUGGCAUUUUAUAGAUGGAGGCUGUUAAGGUGGUAUUGUUUUAGUUUGAGUCUGUUAAGAUGGCAUUUUAUAGAUGGAGACUGUUAAGGUGGUAUUGUUUUAGUUUGAGGCUUUUAAGGUGGUAUUGUUUAGGUUGAGGCUGUUACGGUGGUAUUGUUUUAGUUUGAGGCUGUUAAGGUGGUCUUUUUAGUUGAGGCUGUUAUGUAUUCUUAAGUUUGAGGCACUAAAGGUGGUAUUGUUUUAGUUUGAGGCUGUUAAGGUGGUAUUUUUAUAGUUUAAGGCUGUUAGGUGGUAUUGUUAUGUUUGAGGAUGUUAAGGUGGUAUUGUUUAGCUUGAGGCUGUAAAGGUGGUAUUGUUUAGUUUGAGGCUGUUCAUGUGGUAUUGUUUAAUUGAGGCUGUUAAGGGGGUAUUGCUUAGUUUUGGGCUGUAAAGGGGGUAUUGUUUAGUUUCGGGCUGUAAAGGUGGUAUUGUUUGGUUUGGGGCUGUUAAGGUGGUAUUGUUUGGUUUGGGGCUGUUAAGGUGGUAUUGUUUAGUUUGGGGCUGUUAAGGUGGUAUGGUUUGGUUUGGGGCUGUUAAGGUGGUAUUGUUAAUGUGGUAUUGUUUUUUUGGAGACUGUUAAGGUGGUAUUGUUUAGUUGAGGCUGUUAAGGUGGUCUCAAUCUUCUUCAAACUUUGUCCAAGACGUUCAAGAAGCAGGAUCUUCUCGCGUCAACGUUCACGAGCGAACACACCGACUGUGAAACAGAAGACACCUUUGGAGUCCCUGAAACGUUAUUUAUGAAACAAGCACAAGAGUAUUUAUGAUGAGGAGGAAACGGACUCUCUGUGAUGGUGUGCUGAACAUGUUUUGUAUCUAUUUCCUCUGAAACAGUUGUUGAAACUGAGGGCUGGAACUCAUCUGUCGCUUUUUAGCUGUUCUGCACAACCAGCUGUCGCCAGGUAGAAUUAGUCUUCUCGAAGAUUGAGAAACUUGAAGUGAAGAAUAAAAUGUUUAAAUAUGCAGCAACACAAA